UCUCUCCCUCCCUCCAUACGUGUAGGAAGGGUGCUGUUGCUGUUGGUGUGGGUCCGUCGUUAAUGUCGUGCAUCGUUGCUACCGUAACCCUGCAGGAAGGAGGAGGAGGAAAGGAUAAUUCCACUCGUUUAAUUUUUGAUUUCUUCCCUCUUGCUCCCCCACUUUGAUGUGCUUUCUGGCCUUCACUUCCGGCUAAAGGGGAAAGACUGUCACAGACGACUGGCCAUAGGAGAUCUGAGGUCUCGUCAUGCACUCCCAUGCCUCGGACAUGGCUCGGCUCUACCAGACAGAGUUUGUGCGCAGCGCACGGGCUGUGGGUGUCCUGUGGGCUGUGUGCACCCUCUGCUUUGCCGUCAUUGAGGUGGUCAUCCUCAUCCAGCCAUCGUGGGUCGGCACGCGCGAGCUGCGUUACCGUGGUGGCACUGUAGCCACGCCCCCCCAGGCAGGCACCCUGGGCCUGUUCGAGGUGUGCGUGGAGACGGACUGGCCCGUGCCCGAAUGCAGGGGUUCCCUGCGCACGCUCACCCCCCUGCCAGCGUUCCAGUCUCCGGCCGUGCUGGUGUGCAUUUCCCUCACCAUGGUGUGGGUCAGCGUCGGCUGCCUGUGUCUCUUCCGCUUUUGCAAUGCUGCUACCGUGUAUAACAUCUGCGCCUGGCUGCAGCUGACCGCAGGUUUCUGCCUGGCUCUGGCCUGCGUGGUGUUCCCGGACACCUGGGAAUGCAAGGAGAUGCGGGCUCUCUGUGGCGAGGCUGUGGGCAGUUUCUCCCCGGGGAACUGCACCGUGCACUGGGCCUAUGUGCUGGCCAUUCUGGGCGUGCUGGAUGCAGCCAUCCUCGCAACUCUCGCAUUUGUGUUGGCUAACAGGCAAGAUGCACUACUCCCAGAUGAUGCCAAGGAUGGUGAGGUGACUGGGCUGUUACUGGCAGCGUAGACUGGUGUUGGAGCGAAUGCCACAGUGUGUUCCUUUUAUCCUUGGCUGAUCGUUCUAUCACACUGCCCCUCUCAUUGGUCAUUUUUCCCAUCGUAUCCUCUAUUCCCUGAGCAAAAAAGUGUAAACAGCUCACUUCCUCCUCCCCCUUAGUAUGACAUCAUCUUCCUGCUAACGUAACCUUUCUGCAUAGAAACAGUUACCUGGCAACUGUAUCCAAGUGCCCCUGCCCUGGAAGGAAGAGAUAUGGUCCCCUUUCUGAAAUGGCAGAAGACAUCACAGGCAAAGGCACACUUGACUAUCACACAUUCAAAUCUCCAUGAUUCUUACAUCUGUUAAAUGUACAGAUCAUCACAGAGUCUUUUUCAGUAAAGAUUACAGGUUUAACCUGUGUUUAUCUGUCAUGCUGCUGUGUGCCAAACUCAUAUGUGGGCUAUGCUGUAUUCCUUUUGUACACUGAUUUAGUGGCUGAAUAUUGUUUUUCAGUUCAUAGUCAGUUCAGUUGCUGUGGUAUAUGGUAAUAUUAUAAUAGACUUGCAGGUAUUUUACAGAUGAAUGAGUGACUUUAACUAGGCAACUUUAAGAAAUUUUGACUAAUAAUAACAGCGUUUCAAGAGCUGUUCACACAUUACCUACAAGGUAAUUGAGUGAUUGCUGAACUCGGCAUCAAACAUCUUCAUCUUUGGCAAAUAAACGACUUUUCCCCUGCAACGCCCUAUUCAGUGCGUAUUCAUACUUGUGUAAGGAAAGCAUCCAUAUACUGUAAAUGUAAGUUUGUAACAAAUAAUAAAAAGGGAGAAGCUAAA
This is a messenger RNA of Electrophorus electricus (electric eel), 1734 nucleotides long. RefSeq names its product LHFPL tetraspan subfamily member 4b (gene lhfpl4b). Gene Ontology annotation, cellular component: plasma membrane. Lineage: Eukaryota; Metazoa; Chordata; Actinopteri; Gymnotiformes; Gymnotidae. The record is from RefSeq and is a predicted model, not a curated record. Gene Ontology annotation, biological process: sensory perception of sound.